CCGAGCCGGGGACUACAACCCCCGGGCCUUCUUCGCCGGUCUGACUCCCCGACUCCCGCGCUCCGGGGGCUAGCAGGGUGGAGGCUUUCAGGCUGCGGUGACCCUCUUGGACAUCUGCUUUGAGUUCCAGGUGCCCAAGUGAAAUAUGUAGGAUCUCCCUCUUUCGCCUUAUCCAUCCUCCUUUACCCUAGGUUCCUAGAACGUUCAGGAAACCUUUCCUCAGACACCGCUCCCUACACUGACUUUGAACCCUUCCUUUGAAGUGGCCGGUGGGCCUGAUAGAAUCUGGGGGUGAUCCAGAGUCCACAGUCCUCCACUCCUCGUUCCGGAAUCGGGUUUCGUCGCUGCCCAGCAGAGCGCGGGGUGUGGGUGCUACUGGACCCGAGAAAUAUCUCUCUGGGGCGCCGGACGAUCAGUGGUCAAUUGGUCAGGGCAGGGACUACAGAAAUUAGGUCCAAAUUUACUCUGUGAAGCUGAUAUUCACACUUUGAUUCUGGAUAAAAACCAGAUUAUUAAAUUGGAAAAUCUGGAGAAAUGCAGACGAUUAAUACAGUUGUCAGUGGCUAAUAAUCGGCUGGUACGGAUGAUGGGUGUGGCCAAACUCAUGCAACUUCGUGUUUUAAAUUUGCCUCAUAAUAGCAUUGGCUAUGUGGAAGGGCUAAAGGAACUAAUACAUUUGGAAUGGUUGAAUUUGGCAGGAAAUAAUCUCAAGGCCGUGGAACAAAUCAAUAACUGCACAUCUCUACAGCACCUCGAUUUAUCAGACAAUAACAUACCCCAGAUAGGUGAUCUAUCUAAAUUGGUUUCCCUGAAGACCCUGCUUUUACAUGGAAACAUCAUCACCUCUCUUAGAAUGGCACCUGCUUAUCUACCCAGAAGUCUUGCUAUACUUUCUUUGGCAGAAAAUGAAAUCCGGGACUUAAAUGAGGUCUCUUUUUUGUCAUCUUUAACUGAAUUGGAACAGUUGUCGAUCAUGAACAAUCCUUGUGUGAUGGCAACACCAUCCAUUCCAGGGUUUGACUAUCGGCCGUACAUCGUCAGCUGGUGCUUAAACCUCAGAGUCCUAGAUGGAUAUGUGAUUUCUCAAAAGGAAAGUUUGAAAGCUGAAUGGCUCUAUAGUCAAGGCAAGGGAAGAGCAUAUCGGCCUGGCCAGCACAUCCAGCUUGUCCAGUAUCUGGCGACAGUUUGUCCUCUCACUUCUGCACUGGGUCUUCAAACUGCAGAGGAUGCCAAACUAGAGAAAAUUCUGAGCAAACAGAGGUUUCACCAGAGGCAGUUGAUGAACCAAAGCCAAAAUGAAGAAUUGACUUCUGUUGUUCCUUCUGAAACAAGGGCACACCUUGUACCUGAGCAUUCAAGCCCUGUUCAAGACUGCCAGAUAGUCCAGGAAAGUGAACCCGUUAUCCAAGUCAAUUCUUGGGUUGGGAUAAGCAGUAAUGAUGAUCAGUUAUAUGCUGUUAAGAAUAACUUUCCAGCCUCUGUACAUUCUACAAGAUAUUCUCGAAAUGACCUGCACCUGGAAGACAUACAGACAGAUGAGGACAAGUUAAACUGUAGUCUUCUCUCUUCAGAGUCUACUUUUAUGCCAGUUGCAUCAGGACUAUCUCCAGUAUCACCUACAGUUGAGCUGAGGUUGCAAGGUAUUAACUUGGGCCUAGAAGAUGAUGGUGUUGCAGAUGAAUAUGUGAAAAGGCUGGAAAACCAGGACUUGGAUAAGGAAGAGGAAAAGACUGUAUGGGUUGAAAAUGAGAAUUCUGUUCAAAUGAUGAAAAAUGAGAUCAGUAAAGAGGUAAAUGAGAAAGCUGGGAUAUUAUCUUAUCCUGAGCCAAAAAUAGUCAGUGCUAUCUUGAAGAAUGAUGACCAUAGUCUGACAUCUUUUCCUGAGUCAGCUGGGCAUGUUAUCUCUCAUACACAGCCAGAUAGUGAAGAAACCGUAUCUCAAAUAGUUUCAGAGAAACUUCCCUGCAGGAUUUUAACCCAGGGAUCUGUUGCUUUGGGAGAAGAUAAAAUUGCUCUUCAGAAAUUGAAUGAAGCAGCCACCAAGCUUCAGGCAUGUUGGCGGGGCUUUUAUGCCAGGAACUAUAACCCUCAAGCCAAAGACGUGCGUUAUGAAAUCCGGCUGCACAGAAUGCAGGAGCACAUUGUCUGCUUAACUGAUGAAAUAAGGAGAUUAAGAAAAGAAAGAGAUGAAGAACGUAUUAAAAAAUUUGUACAAGAAGAGGCUGUCAGAUUCCUUUGGAACCAGGUAAGGUCUCUACAAGCUUGGCAACAGACCAUGGACCAACGUCUAAGUUCCUGGCAUACUGAUGUUCCUCCUAUCUCAAGUACUCUGGUGCCAUCUCCAUUUUCCCCCCAAAGUCUGGAACCCUCUUCUGAUCAAAAUUCUGAUUGGUUCAUUGCUCCUGGUGAAACUCCUCAAGAGAAAUCCUUUCCAGAAUUUCCAGACUCUGGUUUUCAUUCCUCCCUCACAGAACAAGUUCAGUGUUUGCAGGAUUCUUUGGAUUUUGAAAAAAGUUCCGCAGAAGGCAGUGAAAGUUCCAUAAUGGGGAAUUCCAUUGACACAGUCAAAUAUGGCCAAGAGUCAGAUUUAGGGGAUGUUAGCAAAGAAAGUGGUGAAUUGAGUAAGGAAAGCUCAAACAAUAAGCAGGAUACUAGUUUGCUUGAACAAUAUUUAACUUCAGUUCAACAGCUAGACGAUGCUGAUGAGAGGACUAAUUUUGAUGAAGGGACAGGAAAUAGAAAGCUUCGCAUAGCUUGUUCCCUGGAAAUGUUAGGUGCCUUGUCUGACAGUGCUUCUAUAGAUGAGACACAUGGCGUAUCUCCUACUUUGAAAGAUGAAAUCAGCCAGACACCAGAAAAUUAUAAAUUAAAUGCAGAAGUUCAAGGGCAGCAGCCAGAAUGUGAUUCCACAUUUCAGGUAUUGCAUGUUGGUGUUACUGUGUAGCAUGUAUGGUCUCUUGGGAAGCAGAAAUCCACUUCACUUAACUGUAUUUUCAGUUGCCUUUUUUGUUUUUUUGAAGGAGAAUGCUCCCCCGCUCAGUUUUGUUACUACUUAUAUAGAAUUUGUAUUCUUGUCUCAUAUUUUCCAGAUUCUAGAUUCCAGAUUCUAGAGCUGAGUCUUUAUUUUGAUUUUGCUAGCUUUUUACUUAGCCAUAGUAUACCAAACAGUAUUUAUAUUGAGAGGUAUAUGCACGUUAUUUCUUAACAACUGAAUUGUAUCAACAGUCUUCCUGUUCCUUUUAUGUACUCAUUGCCUUUCAAAAAUAAACUAGAAUAUCUUAAAGAAAGUAGAAAAAUAUAGCUUAAAGAUAUACAUAAGAGAAUUUUGUUUUUUCUGUAUCUGAGGAAAUUAGUUAUAUAGUAAGGAAUGCAGUUUAUUAAAGUGAAUAUAAAUGACAAAUAUGAGGAUUCUGAACUAUUAAAAUUUGCCAGACAGUCUCCUUGGAGUAAGAAUAUGUUUUUUAUAAGCCUUUUCACUUCCUUCUGAGUCAAGGAAAGCCUUCUUGUAAGCAAAUUUAGGAAGAAAAGGUAAGAUUAUAGGAUUUCUCAAUGGGGAUGAUUAAAUUGGUUUCGUGGAAAACUAUAGUUAAUGUCAUGCAUCAGUUUUGACACAUGAAAUAAAGCGUUUCAUUCAGCAUUAAAAUCAAGCUUACUUAGAGAGGCAAUCUAAGACUAUUUGUGUUAGAUAUGAAGAAAGGAGAUGCUAAGCUCUGUUCACUUGGAAUAAUGUCACGGCAAACGUUCAUGUUUUUAUUUAGUGCUUUUUCACCCUACAGAUAAGCAUUUAUGUGCCAAUAUAUUGCCAGAAAUUAAUGUAUGUUCAUCUUCUCUGUUCCUGCUUAUAUUUACUUAUGUAUUUCAGCAGAAGGUCCAUGGCCAUUCACUUCACUUUUGACCUCUGCAUCAUAGUGAACAUUUGAAGUAAUACUAGUGGUAGAAUAUGAAUGACUUUUUUUAAAAAGAACCAUUUUCUAUCUAACCUCUGAAAAAUGCCACAUUUGGAAGACAAUUUAAUUGUGGUUAAGAAAAAAAUAAACCUUACUUCUUAAAAAUAAUACAUAUCUGUAACUUCAGGAAGAAAUAAGACUGUGUUUGAAUGUUGUAGAUAGAUGCAUUUGUAAAACCAAGGAUGAUUUUUGGAAGCUUUGUAUUUUAGUCUUUGAGAAUAUUCUAAUAUCAUUGAACAAUACAUAUCUGAUUUCUCCCAACCUGUGGACAUACAACUAUUAAAACUAUGGCAAUAUUUAAGUGUUCUUUAAAUUUAGGUGCUAAAUAUCUAUUCAUUAUUCUGUUACAGUCAUUAGGUCCCAUCUUUGAAGUUAUAUAAAAUAAAAACUUCUGAUCCUUCAAUAAUAAAGUUGAGGAUCUCAAGGUACACUUUGGUGAUAGUUAGAAAUACUUCUCCAGUAUGAUAAGAUGUAUUUUUCUCAGUUUAUAAAUAUGUAGUACUCAGGUUCAGAAGACUUGGAUUUUAUUCUCAGAAAUCUAGAAUCCCUUGAAAAGGAAAUGUUUUCUGUCUCUUCUAAACAAAACAGGAGUCUUACAUUCAAAAGGGUUUUUCCCUAGUGAAGCAUGUGUAUCAUUGAAUGCAUGAUAAAUAAAAAUUGAAUUUUUUACUUUUUGAAUAAUGCUAGUUAUCUUUUAUGAAUAAUUUUGAAUUUCUUCUUAAAUAUACCCUAUUUUUCUACUUUACAGUUAAGUGCCUCAUUUGCUGCCCAUAGUUAGACAAGUGCAGUUUGCACUGCACUAGUACCAAAAUACUCCUUCACAGUAUAUUAAUUUUUCACAGGAGCUGCUGAAAUAUCAUGGUACAGUAUUACCUAAGUAGGUUUCUGCUAAUGACCUCUUCCUCCUCUCUUUUUUUAAGUGAUGGCAAAAUACAACUAAAUUUAUUUGAUCAUCAGGAUUUAGUUUUUUACCUUUGCCUUGUAUUUAUACCAUAAAUAGCGUUCAGCAUGCUUUGAUUAAAAACUUGGCAGAAAAUGAUAAUUAUUAAUAUUCUGCUCUUUGUAUUUUACUUAACUUUUACUGGUGUUUAGAAAUAUAAGGAUAUUAAGUAGGCCCCUCCCUUAACUGUACAGAUUAUCUUGAAUGUAGAUAGAGUGAAAAUAAUGUAAAUUAGAAUGUAGGAAAACUGUAGCAUAGACUUAAUAUAUGUUGAUGGGUUUACAAUGUAAUUUAAAAGUAAUUUAGGUAACUAAGAUAUUUGGUUUUAACUCUGUGGGACAUUUAUUGGUCUGGCUGAAGAGUGAAUAGGUCUAGAAAGGUUUGGGAAGUUGAGCUUUGGACAUGGUCUUUGUAUUUUUUCUAACAGGGGAGGUUUAGUUCAGUUAUGCUGUUUUAAUUCACAUCAGUUCUCUUGAUUUAGGGAAAAUUCAAUUUAUCAAUUAGAAAUACCUUAAGAAUUUCUAAUUCUUUAAUUUCUAAGUCUUUGUUUUAAAGAUGAAACUAAGGCAUACAGAAGUUAAAUGACUUGUUUAAGGUUAUAGCCAGUUAGUGGUACUUAACCAUGAAAACUUAUUUGUUACUAUAUUCCAACAUUUUGUUAUAUACUCUCUAUUAAAUUUUACAUUUAAUGAGUCAGUAAGAAAGUCUCUGCAUAUUUUUCAUUCUCUUUGAAAAGGAAAAAAGAUUAAGAAAGCUAUAGCUUUACCACUCAAGGCAGAAUUGCUUGUGGCAAAUGAAAAGUUUUUCAGAACCCGGAGUGAAUUUUAUCCAGGAAAUGUGACUUGAUUAAAAUGGCUUUUAAAGAGCAAUACUAGAAAUUAAAAUUUUAGAAAAGAAUAACUGCAUCUUAGAGUCCAUUUGUUUGACGACAUGUAAUACGACAAGUUGCUAAGAUAUGUAAGAUUUUUUUAGUGAAAUGCUGAGUUUGAUUAUGUAUUUUUAUCUUCAGUUUUAUAGAUGUUAAAGUUUUAACUCUCCUGAUGUGCAGAAAGCUCUUAUUAUGACAGUCAAUAAUAUGCAAUAGCUUGGUUUUAUAAGUUUAAUUAUAAAAGACCUAAUAAUAUGCAUGUUUUAGGAAAAUGUUCAUUUAUUUAGUCACACAGUUGUUUGUAUACAUGUAAAUAGCAUUGUCCUUGAAUAAUGUGGGUGCCAUUCUUGAGUGUGUAUUUUUAUUUUGUUUUGGAUUAUUUUAAAUACAUAAACAUUAUAAUAGUGUAUUUUCCUGUUAUCUACUUAAAAUAAAUCUAGUUCCACUUUUAAUAAAUAUUUUCAGGAAAAUACAGGCUUAAGAUAUUGUAUUGUCUCCUUUGGUAUUUUUUGGUUUUUUUUGAUGCAAUAUUUUAGAAUUGGAUUUGUAACAUUAAUAACAUAAAACAUAAAACCUUUUCUCCUGGCAAAGUAAGACACGGUAAGAAGGGAAAAUAUAGAAUGAGUCUGAUCAAUUUCUCAUUUAUAAAGGAAAAAAAUAAACUUAACUGUUUAAUGUGUAUUUUUAUUUUGACACGUAUCUUAUUAAAAGGUAUUUAUUAUAUUGUAAUGUUUUAAAUUUUAAAUAUAUGAUACCUUCAUUCAUGAAGUAGAAAGAGUCUGUAAGGAACAAUCUAAAAUAUUUCCAAUGAUACUGCCUUCACUGAUAAAGCCUAUUGUGCCAUGUUAAAAUUAAAAGUCAAGUAAACAAAAUAGUCCUCACAGCCUGGGAGAGAAAUAGAUAAUGGUCUUUUAAAAAUGAGGUGCUUUUUAUCUGUGAAUGAAUAGAAAUCAUACUAAAUUUUAAUUCCUUUAUUUAUUUUAGUGGAUAGCAGGAAUCAUUCUGUAGUGGUUUUGUUAAUUUCCUGAUUAAAUUUCUUUGAGCAUUUUAUAAUA
Molecule: messenger RNA, 6810 nt
Organism: Cynocephalus volans (Philippine flying lemur)
Lineage: Eukaryota; Metazoa; Chordata; Mammalia; Dermoptera; Cynocephalidae
Gene: CEP97
Product: centrosomal protein 97
Exons: 11
Coding region: 584-2944 (786 amino acids)
Molecular function (GO): protein binding
Source: RefSeq, a predicted model, not a curated record